Molecule: messenger RNA, 1461 nt
Organism: Linum trigynum
Lineage: Eukaryota; Viridiplantae; Streptophyta; Magnoliopsida; Malpighiales; Linaceae
Source: the annotation of a GenBank genome assembly
AUGUCUAUGGUCCUUGCAAGCUACCUCCUUUGUGCCAUUUUCUUCCUAGUACUCCUGAGAAUCCUCAGGAGGAAAUUUCCAGUGUACUCAAAACCAAACCUGCCACCUGGCUCAAUGGGUUGGCCUUUCCUGGGAGAAACCCUACAACUGUACUCUCACCACCCUGAUUCCUUCUUUGCCACCAGACAAGCCAGGUAUGGAGAGAUAUUCAAGACACACAUUCUUGGGUGUCCAUGUGUGAUGCUGGCUAGUCCUGAUGCCAUAAGGUUUGUGUUGGUGGCACAUUCAAGCUUGUUCAAGCCAACUUACCCUCCAAGCAAAGAGAGGCUGAUUGGCCCAUCAGCUCUGUUCUUCCACCAAGGUGCAUACCAUUCUCAGAUCAAGAAACUGGUUCAGGAAUCACUGUCCCUUGAUGUCAUCAGGCACAUGGUUCCUCAGAUAGAUUCCAUUGCUGUCUCUGCUUUGGAGUCCUGGUCCUCUGCUGGAAUUGUCAGCACAUUUCACCAAAUGAAGGAGUUCACUUUUGAUGUUGCUGUUUCUUCCAUCUUUGGUCACUUGGGUGCUUGCCACAAGGAGAAGCUGAAGAGGAAUUACUUUGUCCUGGACAGAGGCUACAAUUGCUUUCCACUCAAUUUUCCAGGGAGUCUGUACAGGAAAUCAGUAAUGGCGAGGGAAGCACUGAGCAACAUAAUCAGGGACAUAGUGCAACAAAGAAAGGAGGAGACGACGAUGCAGAAGAGAGAUCUGUUAGGAUACAUGUUGAACUUCAGGGGACAAGAAAAGGGUGAACCUUUGACAGAGAACCAGAUCUCCGACAACAUAAUUGGAGUUCUGUUUGCAGCUCAGGACACCACCGCCAGCCUCCUGACAUGGAUUCUCAAGUACCUCCACGACAACUCGGACGUCCUCGAAUUAGUUCGGGCAGAGCAGGCAGCAAUCUACAGGGCAAAUGAAGAAGGGAAGCAGCCAUUGACGUGGGCACAGACAAGAAAGAUGGUGGUCACCAACAGGGUGAUCAUGGAGAGCAUGAGGAUGGCUAGCAUAAUAUCGUUCACUUUCAGGGAAGCUGUUGCAGAUGUUGAAUACAAAGGAUUCUUAAUCCCAAAAGGUUGGAAGGUACUUCCAUUGUUUCGCAGCCUGCACCACAACCCAGAUUUUUUCCCAGAACCUCGACUAUUUGACCCCUCAAGAUUUCAGGCAAGUCCAAGGCCCAACACAUUCGUGCCAUUUGGGAAGGGAGCUCAUUCCUGCCCAGGAAAUGAACUUGCCAAGCUAGAGAUGCUGGUCCUGAUUCAUCACCUCGUCACCAAGUUCAGAUGGAAAGUUGCAGGAGGAGGUGAUGGUGGGUCUUGUAAGAACAAAGAAGUUGAGUACAGGCCAUUCCCAAUUCCACAUGGAGGGCUUCCAGCAAAGUUUUGGAAGGUAGAUAGGGAUUCUCGUGCACCGGCAGGCAGGACGUGA